GUGGCUUUAAAAAGGACCGGCUGCAGCCUGCUCAGCCUAGCCUAAGGCAUGAGGUGAAUGGUCAUGACGAGGAUGGAAAUGAGCUACAGACAACACCAGAGUUCAGAGCACAUGUUGCGAAGAAACUGGGAGCAAUGCUAGAUGGUUUCAUCACUGUCUUGAAGGACUCAUCAGGACCUUCACAAACUUCUGUGCAACAGUCUGACUCUGCAGAUGAUGGUUUUCGCCUCUUCUCUUCUUCUGUCCCAGGAGACUCUGGGAAAUCAGAGCCUUGCCCUGCAGCAAGGAGGAGACAGCCAUCUAGCUCCAGUGACAUGGAUAGUGACCAAGAGUGGCAAAAGUACCAGGAGGCUGCUGUGUCAGCCGCAGACGUUCUGAAGCAAAGUGCUUUUCCUGCACUGUCUUUGGAUUCCAGCCAGGGUCAGAGUCAGGGUUAUGUAGAGCACAGCCAGAAAAAAAAGAAGAAAAAGAAAAUUAGGGGAGAGAACACUAUUCAAGAGAAAAUAAUGGACCCAGCAGAGUGUGACCAGAUCAGCAAAGAUUUGCCACGGUUAGUGUCUGCAAAUGGACAGCAUGAGAGACAGGACAGCAAUCAUACAGAGAACUCAGUGUUGCCAGAAGUUGUGAAGAAGAAAAAGAAGAAGAAAAAAAGAGAAUGA
Messenger RNA from Pelecanus crispus (Dalmatian pelican), 659 nucleotides. Lineage: Eukaryota; Metazoa; Chordata; Aves; Pelecaniformes; Pelecanidae. The record is from RefSeq and is a predicted model, not a curated record.